Molecule: messenger RNA, 2287 nt
Organism: Coniophora puteana RWD-64-598 SS2
Lineage: Eukaryota; Fungi; Basidiomycota; Agaricomycetes; Boletales; Coniophoraceae
Exons: 12
Coding region: 29-2287 (752 amino acids)
Source: RefSeq, a predicted model, not a curated record
AUUCCUGGUGUUCAUUCAGCACCGGCCCAUGCCGUCUAAGAACCUGUAUGGCAUAUUUGACCCAACUCCGGAGCCAGAAGAUUACAAGCCUGUGGAACGCACCGCCUUCGACGCGCCCGAAGUUCCUGCAGACGCCACUGACCAGAAAAGUGGUGUGCCGCCAAGCCACGUGGAGGACUCGCAGACGUUGCUUUCGCAAGUUGAAGAUAGUAUAACCUUGCUUCCAAUUCCGGUCGAUACAGCUGAACCGUAUAUUGGUCCGGAAGACGUGAAGGUAGAAGACUUUGCACCAAAUGCCUCUCACACAUCCGAACUCGAUCCGCCAAAUGAGACUCACGCCGACAUUACCGUGACUCAGCUGGAUGAGUUUCUGGAAAACGCGGACGGGAACCUUAGCAUGGAGAAUAGCCAGCCCACGAGCGUCAAACGAGAAGAUCAUUGCCCUGUAAUUGACUUAAUGGAAAACACCACUCCGGCGCCAGUCCGUGUUCCACGUCGACGAAAGAGAACACGCGCGGCCGUUGAAGUUGUAGUCCCUACACCGGAGUCUCUCUAUGGUCGGCGUCAACCGCUGUUGCCCGCCCAGGAAGCUACUGUGCAAAGACUUCGCAACCCAAACUUUCCGGUGAAAAUCAAAGAAGAACGACAACUCUCGACCGAUAGCGUCUACAACCGUAUAGCGAAAGUCGGUAUGGAACUUUAUCCUGGCGUGCCGGAUGACCCCAUCUUCACCUCGCUGGUGGCGCCGCGCGAGUUUUACUCCCACCUCUUUGGCGGCUCGUGCCAGAGCACGUUUCCCACGAUCUCAAAGCGCAACCUCGAGCGCCAUGGGUACGACGACUUUAUGUACACGCUACUCGACUGGGAGCCACAUGCGCCGCAGAUUGCUGGUGCGCCAGGGCUCUGGUACGAACUUGCGUCUGACCCCCAUGGGCCACAUGGCAAGGGGUCGUGGGGAGUCCUGCGCGUCAUUGUGCGCAUGGCGCCAUCUCAGUGGUUGUAUAUGGGUCAGUACACGAUGACGCCGGCUGAGCCUCUCACUGCGCGAGAAUGGCUGGAACAGAAACCUAUAGUAAAGCAUACAUGGGUGAGCAACAUUCAACGUGGGCCGUAUGGGCGUUACAUACGGUGUCGCGUCACAUUGCGCAAACAGCUAGAAAGAGAACCAGAACACCAGGAAAUCAAGAAUGCAUGGGAUACGGAUAACGACUUCAAAGGACUUACAGCCGAGGACAUUUCUUCUGCGUUUGCGAGAGGCGAAGAGCAAAUCUAUAUCUAUUGCAUGAAGUGCGUUGGGUACGACGAGGCGUUCCAACGAAAAGUCGUCGACAACUUUGCUACGUGGGUGCCUCGCCCUCGAACUGAGCGCGGGCAAGGCGCUCGCGCAAUGAAGAAAGCACGUCCUACUAACACCUCGAAUACCCCCGUCAAAGGACGCAAGCGCAGACGCAGUAAUGAUUCUGGAUCACCAGAGGAGGACGAACUGGAGGAGGGUGACCCGGCCGUCAAGGACGUCGUCGGUCAUACGGUUGAACAGGCUGGGGAUCUGCGCCGUUCGAAACGUGUCAGGCGACCUCCACGCUUACCUGACGCGGAUUCCGACAUUGAGGAAAUUCACGUCGUGCCGAAGAAUGAUCCUAAAGUGGCGGUUUCAACACAGCAAACACAUGGCGACUUGAUUGAAAUGCCUCUCGUGGUUGCGCAACCAAGAAAGGGUGCAAUGGUGGUCGAUGACCUUUCAUCAGUCGCUUCCUCCGUCGAAUUUCCUCUGAGCAUGUCGGAACCGGACCUCAGCUCCACCGUCCACGAUUCACUUUCAUCAAAGGUCUACGAAUGUCUGAGGACACUCGACAUGGAAGUUCAGCAUAUAUGGUAUUCACCCUGGUCCUUUGUGAAGGUCCUAUAUAUCUGGACGAGGUAUACAGUCUUCUUUCAGACAGCAUUUGACUUGCGGUAUAUCUUUGAGUCUGGAAUUGCUUGUGAUACGCAGGUCGUGAAAGCCGUUAUUUUUACCCUCUUCAUACGCACAUGGGCUAUAUACGGUAGAAGUGCUCGUGCCGGAUCAGCUUUGGUAGGGAUAUACCUCGCCUUCGCGGGGGCUAGCAUCUUCUUCACGCUAGCGUCCCUCAGAACUAGUAGUAUCUUCAGAAUCUUUGAUAUCGAAGGCUGUUUCCUUGAAAUGGCCGAACCUAUUUGGCAGACGCUGGGACCGCCAAUCCUCUUGGCUGCAAAUACGAGUAAGAUCAUGCGUAAUUCCACUACUAAAGAAAGCCAUUCUAGCUUGUGA